AUGUCGUCGACUCUAUUAGAGGGGACUCGCGCCUCUCACGAGGAAGUAGAGAGACUCGAACGACUAAUCGUUAAAGAUCUCCAAAAUGAACCAGCAAACAACAAAGACCGUCUUUUCCAAAGCCACCGUGUCCGUAACAUGAUCGACAAUAUCAUUACCACUACUGAGAAACUCGUUGAGAUUUAUGAAGAUAAAGAUAAUGCGAGGAAAGAUGAGAUUGCUGCGCUUGGUGGACAAACUGCGAUGGGGACUAAUGUGUUUAGUGCUUUUUAUGAUAGAUUAAAAGAGAUUCGAGAGUAUCACAGAAGGCAUCCAGCGGCACGUGUUGUUGAUGCUAAUGAGGAUUAUGAGUCAAUGCUUAAAGAGGAACCAGUGAUUGAGUUUACUGGCGAGGAAGCAUUCGGGAAAUACCUAGACAUGCACGAAUUGUAUAACCAGUACAAUAAUUUAAAAUUCGAGAAACCUGUUGAAUACUCUACUUACCUUGACAUUUUCUCCCAACCACAUAAGGUACCCCGUAAAGUAAAGUUUACAAGGCAAUACAGGGAAUACAUGGAGAAUCUACUUGAAUAUUUAGUUUAUUUUUUCCAGCGGACAGAGCCCUUGCAGGAUCUUGAUAGGAUUUUUUCAAAGGUUACUACUGAAUUUGAAGAGCAAUGGGAAAAUGGCACGGUGCAAGGAUGGGAAAAGAGUGGUCAAGAAAAUGGGCAUGUGCCAGCUGAUCAUACUGUUAUUGAUCUUGACUUUUACAGCACUGUUGAGGAGCUCAAAGAAGUGGGCCCUGAAAAAUUAAAGGAGAGUGUUGAGCUUAAAGUGCAAAAUGGGAUGCUGUUCUUUGUUGUUGAUUGCUUGGCGUUGGCUGCAUUGGGGCUGAAGAGUGGUGGUACUGUUCAGCAGCGUGCAGAAAGGCUUUUCCUCACAAAGCACACACCUCUUGAAAAGUUGGACCAGAAACAUUUUGUGAAAGGUUCACGUGGAUCGGAACCGAAUGGUACUGCUGCAACCUCAAAAGAAGUUGACAAUUCAAAAGAAAUUGCUCUGAUGGAGGCCAAAAUGAAUAAAUUGUGCGACUUACUGGAUGAGACAAUUUUACGAACGAAGGAAAAUAUUGUGAAGAAGCAAGCUUUGACAUAUGAUGAAAUGGAAGCAGAACGCGAGGAGGAAGAGACACAGGCUGACACUGAAAGUGAUGACGACGACCAACAGAUUUACAAUCCCCUCAAGUUGCCAAUGGGUUGGGAUGGGAAGCCUAUCCCCUACUGGCUGUAUAAACUUCAUGGUCUUGGUCAGGAAUUCAAGUGCGAGAUAUGUGGGAACUAUAGCUACUGGGGUCGUAGAGCGUUUGAGCGGCAUUUCAAGGAAUGGCGUCAUCAGCAUGGAAUGCGUUGCCUUGGCAUUCCAAACACCAAGAACUUCAAUGAGAUCACGUCGAUUGAGGAAGCACAAGAAUUAUGGAAGAGGAUACAAGAGCGGCAAGGAGUGAACAAGUGGCGCCCAGAUCUUGAGGAAGAAUACGAAGAUAAAGAGGAAUAUGGCUUGGGAAGCAUAGCAACAGCUGAGGGUGAUGCGUAUAGCUUUGGAAUCCUCUUGUUGGAAAUAUUCACAGGCAAAAGGCCCACAGAAGAUAUGUUCAAAGAUGGCCCAAACCUUCACGACUUCGUCAAGAUGGCAUUGCCAAAAGGACUGAUGGAUAUUGUUGAUCACGCCCUCCUUUUGGAACUAGAAGGGAACGAAGCAUCAAGCAGCAGUACCCGAAAACCAGAAAAAGCGCAUAAUAUCCGCAAGUUCCUUACUUCUAUACUUGAGGUUGGAGUUGCUUGUUCCGAGGAAUCACCAAGACAACGAAUGAAAUUAUGUGAUGUUGCAUUGGCUGCAUUUGGAUCAAAGACUGGUGGCAGUGAUGCUGUUCAGCAGCAGGCAGACAGGCUUUUCUUUCCAAAGUUUGGACUAGUUUAUGAGUUUAAGAACGAUGAAGAUUUGAUAGAGUUACGGACAGAGCUCUUGCAAGAUCUUGAUAAGAUUUUUUCAAAGAAGCAGGCUUUGACACAUGAUGAAAUGGAAGCAGAGCAUGAGGAGUGCGAGAUAUGUGGGAACUAUAGCUACUGGGGUCGUAGAGCAUUUGAGCGGCAUUUCAAGGAAUGGCGUCAUCAGCAUGGAAUGCGUUGCCUUGGCAUUCCAAACACCAAGAACUUCAAUGAGAUCACGUCGAUUGAGGAAGCACAAGAAUUAUGGAAGAGGAUACAGGAGCGGCAAGGAGUGAACAAGUGGCGCCCAGAUCUUGAGGAAGAAUAUGAAGAUAAAGAGGAAUAUGGCUUGGGAAGCGUAGCAACAACCCAGGGUGAUGCGUAUAGCUUCGGAAUCCUCCUGUUGGAAAUAUUCACUGGGAAAAGGCCCACAGACGAUAUGUUCAAGGAUGGCUCAGACCUUCACAACUUAGUCAAGAUGGCAUUGCCAAAAGGACUGACGGAUAUUGUUGAUCACGCCCUCCUUUUGGAACUAGAAGGGAACGAAGCAUCAAGAAGCAGUACCCGAAAACCAGAAAAAGCGCACAAUAUCCGCAAGUUCCUUACUUCUAUACUUGAGAUUGGAGUUGCUUGUUCCGAGGAAUCACCAAGACAACGAAUGAAGUUAUGUGAUGUUGUUAUGGAACUACACAAAAUCAAGGGCUUGCUGACAGAAAAUGGGACCAAAUAA
Molecule: messenger RNA, 2694 nt
Organism: Dovyalis caffra
Lineage: Eukaryota; Viridiplantae; Streptophyta; Magnoliopsida; Malpighiales; Salicaceae
Source: the annotation of a GenBank genome assembly